This is a messenger RNA of Stegastes partitus (bicolor damselfish), 1722 nucleotides long. It is a transcript of the gene stambpl1, whose product is annotated as STAM binding protein-like 1. Gene Ontology annotation, biological process: protein K63-linked deubiquitination. The transcript is spliced from 9 exons. The record is from RefSeq and is a predicted model, not a curated record. Gene Ontology annotation, molecular function: metal-dependent deubiquitinase activity; K63-linked deubiquitinase activity; protein binding. NCBI's taxonomy places the organism in Eukaryota, Metazoa, Chordata, Actinopteri, Pomacentridae. Gene Ontology annotation, cellular component: endosome; membrane.
UUGUUUUACAAGAAACACGGCGUUCAGAGACUUGAAGGCUUCUGGACUCAGUGAAGCAUCAUGGGAGGUGGCAGAUGGACGAGCCGACCGUGGGCCGAGCAGUGACACACACAGACACACACGGACACACACGGACACACACAGACACACAACAUGGAACAAGGCUUCAGCUUGAACACGCUGAAGAAGCUGGCAGCUGAACCGGACUACACGGACGUGACGCUGACGGCGGCGGAGCGUGUUCGGGCUCUGGGGAAGAUGGGAUGCAGCGUGGAGAUCAAUGAGGAUGUGGCGCCCAGAAGAUACUUUCGCUCUGGAGUGGAGAUGGAGCGCAUGGCGGCGGUUUACCUGGAGGAGGGCAGCCUGGAGAACGCCUACUUAAUCAGAGGUGAACUAUGAGUUUGAAGGAUGAAUAUCGUUGUGUCCUGGUGUUCGUCCUCCUGAUCUUCGUCCUCGUGCUUCUGUCUUGUGUCUCUUUAGAAGCUGCAGGAAGUUGCGUUUCCUCGGAGAGACGAGCUGAAGAAGCGUCUGGAGGAGAAAUACAGCAGACAGCACAGCGAGUACCUCAGAGCCCAGAGCCAGGCCGUGGUGGUGGGUGGGUGUGGCCAGCAGCUGCAGCGGCUCUCCCUAUUGGACGAGGACAGGAGGCGGUUCUUAGAGGAGGAGCGCCGGCGAGUCGCGGCGCUGCGACAGAUGCAGAUCGAAUCAGAACAGUUUCGCUACUUUGAGGACCAGCUGAGGCGGCAAGAGCUGGCCAAUCGGAGAGGAGAGGAGGCGGAGCAAAAGACAGUAACUCUGUGUGUGUUUGUGUUUCGCCUCCAGACGCACAAUGAGUUCGUGUUGACUCACGUCGUGAUCCCCAAACAGUCGGCCGGCCCGGAUUUCUGCGACAUGGAGAACGUGGAGGAACUGUUCAGUUUCCAGGACCAGCAGAACCUGCUGACGCUGGGCUGGAUCCAUACUCAUCCCACUCAGACGGCCUUCCUGUCCAGCGUUGACCUCCACACUCACUGUUCCUACCAGCUGAUGCUGCCGGAGGCCAUCGCCAUCGUGUGCGCUCCCAAACACAACGAUACGGGGGUGUUCCGGCUGACCGGUCCGGGGAUGUCGGAGGUUUCUGGCUGCAGACUCAAAGGUUUCCAUCCUCACUCCAAGGAGCCUCCUCUGUUCACUGUGUGUAAACAUGUGGUGGUUCGGGACUCGAAGCUCGGCCUGCUGGACCUCAGGUGACAGACAGGAGGGGCUGUCCGUCCGUUUACUGCCAGGCUUUUAUUCUGAAGGGGAAACUGUGAACCUGCUGUGUGUGUGUGUGUGUGUGUGUGUGUGUGUGUGUGUGUGUGUGUGUGUGUGUGUGUGUGCGUGUGCGUGUGUGUGUGUGUGUGUUCGUGCACCAACACUCAGAUCUCUGUGCUCUUUGCUUUGCGACGGUCCGUGCUGCUGUUCGGUGUGUUGUGUUUACAGGAAGUGACAUAGUGCCUUCUCUUGAAACCACGUGAAUGUUUCGUCCGCCUGAACUUGAACAACUGAAUCUGCUUUAAAGGAAAACUUGAAGACAAAACUAUUCUUUCUUUUAUCAAGUGAAGUAAUCGGUGUGUUGAAGCCUUUAGUCUCAGAGACGCUGUUUUCUGAAACUCCACCUUCAGUUCAUCUCCUGAACUCGAUCAGCCGCCUCUCAUUGAAGACAAAUGAAAACCUUAUUAAAGAGCAAUACGUGAAACCUGA